ACAGCAGAUGCGCAGGGUGGCCAGAGGUGAGCCAGAGUCAACUCGGCCUGGGCCUGGCUGGGUGAGACUCUUGCCACCCACUCCCCGGGAGCACUGGCGGCCAUGGCCCUGGCCCAGCAGCUGCGGGCUGAGAGCGACUUUGAACAGCUUCCCGACGACAUCGCCAUCUCGGCCAACAUCGCCGACAUCGAGGAGAAGAGGGGCUUCACCAGCUAUUUUGUUUUCGUCAUCGAGGUGAAGACCAAAGGGGGAUCCAAGUACCUCAUCUACCGCCGCUACCGCCAGUUCCACGCCUUGCAGAGCAAGCUGGAGGAGCGGUUUGGGCCGGAGAACAAGAGCAACCCCUUCACCUGCAGCCUGCCCACGCUCCCAGCCAAAGUCUAUGUGGGUGUGAAACAGGAGAUCGCAGAGAUGCGGAUACCUGCCCUCAAUGCCUACAUGAAGAGCCUCCUCAGCCUGCCCAUCUGGGUGCUGAUGGACGAGGACGUCCGGAUCUUCUUCUACCAGUCGCCCUAUGACUCGGAGCAGGUGCCCCAGGCGCUGCGCCGGCUCCGGCCGCGCACCCGGAAGGUCAAGAACGAGUCUCCCCAAGAUGCCAUCUUUGACCGCAUGGCAGCUCCACGAGCAGAGGCCUUGUUUGACUUCACUGGCAACAGCAAACUGGAGCUGAAUUUCAAAGCUGGAGAUGUGAUCAUCCUUCUCAGUCGGAUCAAUAAAGACUGGCUGGAGGGCACAGUCCGGGGAGCCACGGGCAUCUUCCCACAGUCAUUCGUGAAGAUCCUCAAGGACUUCCCGGAGGAGGAAGACCCCACCAACUGGCUGCGCUGCUACUACUACGAAGACACCAUCAGCACCACCAAGGACAUAGCGGUGGAGGAAGACCUCAGCAGCACCCCUCUGUUCAAGGACCUGAUGCAGCUCAUGAGGCGGGAGUUCCAGAGGGAAGACAUCGCCCUGAAUUACCGGGAUGCUCAGGGGGAUCUGGUGCGGCUGCUGUCGGACGAGGACGUGGCGCUCAUGGUGAAGCAGGCCCAAGGUCUCCCCUCCCAGAAGCACCUCUUCCCUUGGAAGCUGCACAUCACCCAGAAGGAUGACUACAGAGUCUACAACACUGUCCCCUGAGCCUAUGGUGUCCCUGGAGCAGGAAGGGCCACUUGGUAAGAAGCCCUCAGAGGAGAUUAGGACCAGGAAAGCCUGGGAACAUGGAACAGACUUCCUGGUUCAAAUCUACGGACCCACUUGGCUUGGCUUGCAUUCUGUCUGUCUGUACACUCGGUCUCAGAUUAAA
Molecule: messenger RNA, 1288 nt
Organism: Nyctereutes procyonoides (raccoon dog)
Lineage: Eukaryota; Metazoa; Chordata; Mammalia; Carnivora; Canidae
Gene: NCF4
Product: neutrophil cytosolic factor 4
Exons: 10
Coding region: 103-1122 (339 amino acids)
Biological process (GO): superoxide anion generation; respiratory burst; phagocytosis
Cellular component (GO): NADPH oxidase complex
Molecular function (GO): protein binding; superoxide-generating NADPH oxidase activator activity; phosphatidylinositol binding
Source: RefSeq, a predicted model, not a curated record